Dipodomys ordii (Ord's kangaroo rat) is the source of this 1554-nucleotide messenger RNA. It is a transcript of the gene Dct, whose product is annotated as dopachrome tautomerase. Bases 1 to 1554 code for a protein of 517 amino acids. Gene Ontology annotation, cellular component: melanosome. Gene Ontology annotation, biological process: ventricular zone neuroblast division; positive regulation of neuroblast proliferation; melanin biosynthetic process from tyrosine. The record is from RefSeq and is a predicted model, not a curated record. NCBI's taxonomy places the organism in Eukaryota, Metazoa, Chordata, Mammalia, Rodentia, Heteromyidae. The transcript has 8 exons. Gene Ontology annotation, molecular function: dopachrome isomerase activity; oxidoreductase activity.
AUGAGUCCUGUGCAGUGGGGGCUUCUGUUUGCUUGCUUGGGUUAUGGAAGUCUACUGGGAGCCUGGGCACAGUUUCCCCGGGUCUGUAUGACCUUGAGCAGCCUGGUGAGCAAGGAGUGCUGCCCACCCCUGGGUGUGGAGCCAGCCAAUAUCUGUGGCUCUCAGGAGGGUCGGGGGCAGUGCACGGAGGUUCAAGCGGACACCAGGCCCUGGAGUGGCCCUUAUGUCCUGCGAAACCAGGAUGAUCGUGAGCAGUGGCCCAGAAAGUUCUUCAACCGGACAUGCAAGUGCACAGGAAACUUUGCUGGCUAUGAUUGUGGAGACUGCAAGUUUGGCUGGUCGGGCUCCAACUGUGACCAAAGGAAACCACUGGUUGUGCGAAGGGACAUCCAUUCUUUGGCGCCUGAGGAGCGGGAACAGUUCCUGGGUGCACUGGACCUGGCGAAGAGGAGCGUGCACCCCGACUAUGUGAUCACCACCCAGCACUGGCUGGGCCUGCUUGGGCCCAAUGGGACCCAGCCCCAGAUCGCCAACUGCAGCAUUUAUGAUUUCUUCGUGUGGCUUCAUUAUUAUUCGGUUAGGGAUACAUUAUUAGGACCAGGUCGUCCCUAUAAGGCCAUCGAUUUCUCGCACCAAGGGCCUGCCUUUGUUACCUGGCAUCGGUACCAUUUGUUGUGGCUGGAAAGAGAUCUCCAGCGACUCAUUGGUAAUGAGUCCUUCGCUUUGCCUUACUGGAACUUUGCCACUGGGAGGAAUGAAUGUGAUGUGUGCACAGACCAGCUGUUUGGAGCAGCAAGACAAGAUGACCCAACUCUGAUUAGUCAGAGCUCAAGAUUCUCCAGCUGGGAAAUUGUCUGCAACAGCUUGGACGACUACAACCGCCAGGUCACUCUGUGUAAUGGAACCUAUGAAGGGUUGUUGAGAAGAAAUCAAGUGGGAAGCAAUGGUGAGAAAUUGCCAACCUUAAAAAGCAUUCAAGACUGUCUGUCCCUCCAGAAGUUUGACAAUCCUCCUUUCUUCCAAAACUCUACCUUCAGCUUCAGGAAUGCCCUGGAAGGCUUUGAUAAAGCGGAUGGAACACUGGACUCUCAAGUCAUGAGCCUACACAAUUUGGUCCACUCCUUCCUGAAUGGGACAAAUGCCUUGCCACAUUCUGCGGCCAAUGAUCCUGUUUUUGUGGUCCUUCAUUCCUUUACUGAUGCCAUAUUUGAUGAGUGGAUGAAAAGAUACAACCCCGCUAGAGAUGCCUGGCCUCAGGAGCUGGCUCCCAUUGGUCACAAUCGGAUGUAUAACAUGGUUCCUUUCUUCCCCCCGGUGACUAAUGAGGAACUCUUCUUAGCUGCUGACCAACUUGGCUACAGUUAUGCCAUUGAUCUGACAGUUGAAGAAACUCCAGGUUGGACCACAACACUCUCAGUGGUUAUGGGGACGCUGGUGGCUUUGGUUGGUCUUUUUGUGCUGCUGGCUUUCUUUCAAUACAGAAAACUUCGAAGAGGAUACACACCUCUCAUGGAGACAAAUUUAAGCACUAAAAGAUAUACAGGGGAAGACUAG